Molecule: messenger RNA, 1201 nt
Organism: Humulus lupulus (European hop)
Lineage: Eukaryota; Viridiplantae; Streptophyta; Magnoliopsida; Rosales; Cannabaceae
Product: proteasome subunit beta type-4
Exons: 8
Coding region: 226-951 (241 amino acids)
Cellular component (GO): proteasome core complex, beta-subunit complex; nucleus; proteasome core complex
Source: RefSeq, a predicted model, not a curated record
CUAAAAAUGAAAAGUAGAAGAAAUGGAAGAAAAGAAAUUGGAGUGAUUUGAGUUUUCUUGUGCAAAGGGAAAAGAAGUAAUAAAGGUUGUCUCUAACCCACACUUGAAGAGACGAUUUUUCUCUCAGUUCUCACCCUCGGUCUUUCAUCUCUCGAGUACCAAGCUAGUCAUUUGCUAAAGUGGUUUUAUUUUCGGGUUUCACCUGAGAUUUUCCAUCAAGGAAAAAUGAGUUCUGUCGAAUUGAAACAAGCCAACCUUUUGAGCUCUGAUUCACAGAGGACCCAGUAUCCGUAUGUGACGGGUACGUCUGUGGUUGCUCUCAAAUACAAAGAUGGUGUUUUAAUGGCUUCUGAUAUGGGAGGUUCUUAUGGGUCUACACUGCGAUACAAGAGCGUGGAGCGAAUCAAGCCUAUUGGAAAGCAUUCCCUACUUGGGGCUAGUGGAGAAAUAAGUGAUUUUCAGGAGCUAAUGCGUACUCUUGAUGAACUCAUCCUAUACGACAACAUGUGGGAUGAUGGAAAUUCGUUGGGACCUAAAGAGGUUCAUAACUAUUUGACCAGAGUUAUGUACAACCGACGCAAUAAGUUCAAUCCCCUUUGGAAUUCACUUGUCCUUGGUGGAGUGAAGAAUGGACAAAAGUACCUUGGCACAGUAAGCAUGAUAGGUGUUCAUUUUGAGGAUAAUCAUGUGGCAACCGGAUUUGGAAACCAUCUUGCACGACCAAUUCUUCGUGAGGAAUGGCAUGAAAAUUUGAGUUUUGAGGAUGGUGUGAAGAUACUGGAGAAAUGCAUGCGUGUUCUCCUUUAUCGUGAUAGGUCUGCUGUCAACAAGCUUCAGAUAGCUAAAAUAACCGACGAAGGUGUAACAAUUUCUCAGCCCUACUCGUUGAAGACUUUCUGGGGAUUCUCUGCCUUCCACAAUCCAACAGCGGGUGCCGAAGGAUCAUGGUAGAUGGGUGACUGAACUUCUUUCUAGAGUUCAUUGUCUGAAUCAGAUUGGGUAACAUUAAAUUGUGUCAACUAGAGUACAAGUUUAAAUUCCAUGCCCAACUAAUAUAUAAGUUUAAGUUCGAUGUGCUAUUUCGUUCAUUGACUCUUGUGAAAUUUUAUGGUUGUUGAAUCACUACAAGUUAAAAACUCGCAACACAUCGGUUCCUAGAUGGCACUGGAUAGAAAUGAUGACUUUCCCUGUUUACCCCCAA